AUGCUACAAGUUCUAGUCUCCAUACAAGGGCUAAUCUUGAAUGCACAUCGUUACUUCAAUGAACCUGGAUCGCAAGAUUUGAUAGGCACGACAGACGGUGAAGAGCUGGCCUGGGAUGAUAACGAAAAUACAUUCAUUUUAUCAUUGAGGACAAUGAUGUAUACGAUAAUAAAGCCUCCAAAGGGUUUCGAAGACUUAGUCGUAGGGCAUUUCUACAGCCGAGCACAUGAUAUUUUUGCGUCAUGUAAAGCAUACAUGGAAGGUGUUCAAGUUGGUUGUUUGGUCAAAGGUGGGGUUCAAGAUGUUAAUGGGAGUAAAGGAAAUCAAUCUUCAGCUCAUUUUAUAUCUGGUUUAGUUGGAUGCGUGCCUUCUCUUGUCCAAGAGUUCGAAAAAGUUAGAGUUAACGACUGUAAGAAAUUCAUGUCUCCUCCGGUACCACGCAGUACCAGUAGCAGAAAGUGA
Molecule: messenger RNA, 462 nt
Organism: Vicia faba (fava bean)
Lineage: Eukaryota; Viridiplantae; Streptophyta; Magnoliopsida; Fabales; Fabaceae
Source: the annotation of a GenBank genome assembly